AUGAACGAUCUUGUUGGCUCUCAUACCGCAUCGAUUCAAAAAUUGGAGAUGCAAAUGAGAGACCCCUCUAGGGAGCAAAAUCCAAAGCAAAUGGGAACACUCCAUAGUGACACAAUUGCGAACCAAAAGGGUAGUGGGAGUGGCCGAACUUGUCAUGUCAUGGUAAUUACUAAUAGGAGUGGGAAGGUACUACAAGGAGAGGGUGAACAAGUGGUUGAGAAAGAAGAGUUCGAGAAAGAGGUUGGGGUUGAAGAGCCAAGUGUUGUCGAAAUUGAGAAAAUUUCAGAAAAUGCGCAAGUGCAAGAAGAGAAUCGGGAAACGGUAAAGGAAAAGAAAGAGGACCCGGGAGCUUUUACCAUUCCUUGUACCAUCGGGGUACAUGAUUUUGCAAGAACUCUUUGUGAUAAUGGAGCGAGCAUCAACUUUAUGCCUCUUUCCAUUUACAAGAAAGUAGGAUUAUGCAUGCCAAGGCCCACAAGUAUGAUAUUGCAAAUGGUCGAUCGUUCCAUCAAACGCCCGGUGGGAAUUGUUGAUGAUGUACUUGUGAAGGUGGGAAAAUUUCAUUUACAUGCCGACUUCGUAAUCCUUGAUUGUGCAGUUGACAAAGACAUCCCUAUCAUCUUGGGGAGACCAUUACUUGCCACGGGAAGAGCACUCAUGGAUUCAGAACGGAAUGAGAUUAAAUUUUGUGUGAAUGAUGAAGAGGUUACAUUCCAAGAAAGCAAGGGUAUGAAACUACCGCAUGAGUAUGAAAGCAUCUUGGUGAUCGAUGUUGUUGAUGAAGUAGAGGAUGCAGUUGAAAUGAAAAUGGAAGAACAAUUCCUCGGCGAAGCAUUGGUAGCUAUCUUGGUUAACUUUGAUGAAAAGCUCUCUCUCGACUUGGAGAAUAGAGCCACACCUCCCGCAAAGCCAUCUAUUAUUGAGCUACCACAACUAGAGCUCAAACCACUUGCACCGCACUUGAGGUAUAAAUUUCUUGGCUCAAAUGAUACUUUAUCGGUAAUUGUUUCUUCUUUGUUGAAUGAUGUGCAGGUAGAACGGUUGUUGGAAGUCUUGAAGGAGCAUAGGCAAGCCAUUGGAUGGACAAUUGCGGACAUCCGUGGGAUUCUCGCGUGA
Messenger RNA from Nicotiana tabacum (common tobacco), 1116 nucleotides. NCBI's taxonomy places the organism in Eukaryota, Viridiplantae, Streptophyta, Magnoliopsida, Solanales, Solanaceae. The record is from RefSeq and is a predicted model, not a curated record.